This is a messenger RNA of Pestalotiopsis fici W106-1, 2919 nucleotides long. RefSeq lists its product as uncharacterized. The transcript has 2 exons. The coding region runs from base 1 to 2919 and encodes 972 amino acids. NCBI's taxonomy places the organism in Eukaryota, Fungi, Ascomycota, Sordariomycetes, Amphisphaeriales, Sporocadaceae. Gene Ontology annotation, cellular component: endosome; HOPS complex. The record is from RefSeq and is a predicted model, not a curated record. Gene Ontology annotation, biological process: organelle fusion; vesicle-mediated transport; endosome organization. Gene Ontology annotation, molecular function: protein-macromolecule adaptor activity.
AUGGCUUUUGACGGCACCGACGGCUUCUCAGCUGUCACCAAUGGCGUCGCUGGCCUAUCGCUCGACGAUGGUGCUGGCGGCGGUCUACCCAUCUUCGACAUCGAGCCAGUGCAGCUGCAGUUCAGCAUCGCGGCCGACUUUGUGGCUGCUCAAGUUGCCAACAACGUCCUAGUGCUGGCCCUGUCCAACGGUCGCAUUUUGCGUAUCGAUCUCAAUCGACCCGAGGACAUCGACGACAUUGAUCUCCCCAAGCGCCCGUCUGAGGUUGGUGUCAUCCGCCACAUGUUCCUCGACCCGACUGCCUCGCAUCUGCUCAUCUGCACCAGCCUCGGCGAGAAUUACUACCUGCACUCGCAGAGCAGGCAGCCCCGACCUUUGACACGCUUGCGCGGCGUCACAAUUGAGAGUGUGGCCUGGAAUCCUAGCUUGCCGACCGCUUCAACCAGGGAAAUCCUGCUCGGCGCCAGCGAUGGCAACAUAUACGAAACCUUUAUCGAAAGCACGAACGAGUUCUACAGGAAGGAGGAGAAGUAUCUCAAGGUACUGCAGAAAUUACCCGAUGGCCCAGUUACCGGACUGUGGGUCGAUAAUCUCGGCGGGAGGUCAGACAUGAGGAGGGUGCUCAUAAGCACGCAGAGCCGUCUUUUUCACCUGGUUGGCAAGGUCGGCCGAAGCCAUAACGAGGGCAGCGGCUCUAUUUAUACCAAGCUAUUUGAUUCCGAACAGCCCACCAUUCACGAACUAUCUAGGGUUUCUGGCUCUGCGCCGUCCACCUUGGCCGUGUCCCCCGACUUGCCCAACGCCAACGCCUACGAUGAUGUGUCACUCGAAAGGGCCUUUGCAUGGCUGUCUUCACAUGGCAUAUACCACGGCAAGCUUUUGUCCGCGCCAACGACCUCAGAGUUGGGCCCAAAGAUCUAUGCCGAAUCAAAGCUGCUGCCUAGGGCCCAGAUAGUGUCACCUGACACUUCUGGUCGGAAGAAGACGUCAUCCGAAUUCAUUGACGCCACCAUCUUGACGCAGUGGCACGUUGUCAGUUUGGUUGGCGGAAGGGUUGUCGCUGCCAACCGUCUCACCGGCGCCGUUAUCUAUGACCAAGUCAUCUUGGAGCAGGGGCAAAAAGCUUUGGGCUUGUAUGUGGACCAGCAGAAAAAUACAUUCUGGCUAUUCACAGCGCAAGAAAUUUUUGAGAUCGUCGUUCGGGACGAGGACAGGGACAUCUGGCGGAUAAUGCUGGAGAGCCAGCAAUUCGACCAAGCCUUGCAACACGCGCACACGGCUUCGCAGAGAGAUGCCAUCGCCAUGGCUUCAGGAGAUUACCUCAUUUCUAAAGGGCAAUAUGUCGAGGCUGCCGGAGUGUAUGGCAAGAGCAGUAAAUCAUUUGAAGAGGUUGCGCUUACAUUUAUUGACCACAACCAAAAUGAUGCCCUACGAAAAUAUCUAUUGACAAAGUUGACGACAUACAAGAAAGCCCAAAUCAUGCAGAGGAUGAUGAUUGCCACAUGGCUGAUUGAAAUAUUCAUGGCCAAACUCAACUCUCUGGAGGAUACGAUCAAGACCGAAGCCGAGCUGGUUGAGAAUCUCAACACGGACCAGUCAAAAGAGCAGUUGGGUACGAUUCGCGAGGAGUUUCAGAGCUUUGUGAACAAACACAAGUCAGAUCUGGAUCGCAAAACUAUAUACGACGUUAUCAGCAGCCAUGCACGGGAAGAAGAGCUGCUCUACUUUGCCAACGCCACAAACGAUUACAACUAUGUGCUCUCCUACUGGGUUCAAAGAGAAAGAUGGACCGAAGCCUUGAAUGUACUCAAGAAACAGACAGAUCCCGAGGUUUUCUACCGAUAUAGCAGUGUGCUCAUGACGCACGUUGGGAACGAACUUGUUGAGAUCAUGAUGAGACACCCGAGCCUCAAGCCACGGAAUAUAAUCCCAGCUCUCCUGGACUACGAUCGGACUUUCUCAGGUUCGCUACUACAAAACCAGGCAGUUCGAUACCUGCAAUAUGUCAUCAACCAACUCAACUCUACGGAUGCCGCGGUUCACAAUACUUUGGUGUCUAUAUAUGCGGCGCACCCGAACAAGGAUGAAUCGGGUCUCCUCAGCUAUCUCGAGUCUGAGGGUGAUGAGCACCGGUUCGAUCCUGACUUUGCUUUACGGCUCUGCAUUCAACAUAAGCGGACCCUAGCUUGUGUUCAUAUUUACACCAACAUGGGACAGUACGUCCAGGCUGUCGAUCUUGCUCUUUCUCACAACGAAACAGAAUAUGCCGCCAUUAUUGCUGACAGGCCCAUGAACAACCCGGCGCUUCGCAAGAAGCUCUGGCUUGCGGUAGCGAAGAAAGUCAUCUCGCAGUCCAACGGCAUCAAGACGGCAAUUGAGUUUCUAAAGAGAUGUGACCUCCUCAAGAUUGAGGACUUGAUCCCAUUCUUCCCAGACUUUGUCGUGAUUGACGAUUUCAAGGAUGAGAUCUGUAAUGCGCUUGAAGAUUACAGUCGCAACAUUGAUGGACUCAAGCAGGAAAUGGACGAAAGCUCGCAGACAGCUGCAAACAUCAAGAUUGAUAUCGCGGCUCUCGAUCAUCGUUACGCUAUUGUUGAGCCAGGGGAGAAGUGCUACGUCUGUACCCUGCCAUUAUUGAGCAGGCAAUUCUUUGUCUUUCCCUGUCAACACGCCUUUCACUCAGACUGUUUAGGAAAAGAGGUUCUCAAACAGGCUGGUGUUGGCAAAAGCAAGAGAAUAAAAGAAUGCCAGGUACAGAUCAGCAAGGGCCUCGUCAGUGGUUCCAAGAAGGAUGCUAUGGUCGCCGAGUUGGACGCACUUGUCGCUUCGGCAUGUAUUCUAUGCAGCGAAUAUGCGAUCAAGCGUAUCGACGAGCCUUUCAUCACUGUGGACGAUGACAAGAACGAGUGGGCACUGUAG